Molecule: messenger RNA, 2582 nt
Organism: Rubroshorea leprosula
Lineage: Eukaryota; Viridiplantae; Streptophyta; Magnoliopsida; Malvales; Dipterocarpaceae
Source: the annotation of a GenBank genome assembly
CUUCCUCAUGUGGGCCUCCUUGCCAUAUGCUUUCUAGCCUGAUCUGAUCACUUCACUGCUCUUUCUCUCUCUCUCUCUCUGAUGAUUCAUUGUUUGAUCUGAUCCAACUACCCUUUAAUUGCUUUUUAACUAUUUUCUAACUGCUUGGUGGUGAUGUCCCUUCUUCCUUUUCCUAAUCAAUUUUCAAGCCACAUUCUCUAGACAAAAUCUUUCACUUUUGAACCUUUUUCUGUUCAAUUGACACGGUGAUGAUAUUGAAACAAAGCAAAUCAUCUUUGGAACUAUAAUAGUGAACAUAUGGGUAGUGAUCCCUUUGGUUUUCCUUUGCUUUGGAUGUUUAUGCCCCUUUUUGUUUUGGAUGAUUGGUUUAUCAUUCUAGCCUUUUCAAAACUACCAAAAGAAGACAAGAUAAAGUUAAUUAUGGAACACUUAAAGGAGAACAGAACCUAAUUACUAACAAACACCGGCACAUGCUUUGCAUACCUCUCUUCUGCCCUUGUUCCAUUUCUUUACUCAUCUUUUUGUCUUUAUUGUGAAUUCCUUAUUCUUGGUCCUUUCAGCUUGAUCCAGUCUUGUGCAUAGAGAAGCUCCACAGCAACUCUCAGAAUUAAUGGGUGAAUCAGUAGAGGCUUCCUAUAAUGAAGAUAAGAUGAGGAAGGCGGCUCCCUCAAAUCCUGCUCUUGAAGUGUCAGUCUCGUUUGGUAGAUUUGAGAAUGAUUCACUUUCUUGGGAGAAAUUUUCAACUUUCUCGCCAAAUAAGUACUUGGAAGAAGUAGAGAAGUGUGCAGCCCCUGGAUCAGUAGCCAAGAAAAGGGCUUACUUUGAAGAGCAUUACAAGAAGAUUGCCGCCAGAAAGGCAGAGUUACUGAGUCAGGAGACGCUGAUGGAAAGCAAGCCCUUCAAACCAGACGAUCCAGAUCAGGAUGGUGGAGAUCUGAUUGGUGAAUCUAAUGGUCAGUGCUCUGUUGAAGAAGCUAGACAAGAAAGCAACUUGACUAGUGAGGUGAAUGACAUCCGUGAUUAUGAGAGAAAUGAGGAAGCUGGAACAACAAUAGAAUGUCAAAGCUUAUCUGCUGAGGCAGUGAUAGAGGAAAAGAAUCUUGGACCGGAAAGUCCAGAGCCAUAUGAACCAGAAGAAGCUGCUUGGGUAAAAGAAGAGGAAGCACCUUGUAUAUCAUCUCAAGACAAAAAGGAGUUGCCUCAGAAUUUGGAGAAAGAGAAAGAUGACACCCGAAAGAACAAAGAGAAAAAUGUAGAGUUGGAUCAUCAGUCAAAAUCUCAGAAGAUCACUCCUUCAGUGAAAAAGGAGAAAAAGACGGGAGAGGUGAAGAAGAAACCUGCAUCCCCUGGGAAUAAAACACCACUGUUUCACACCCCUCGAACAUCAAAGCCAACAUCAACUCCUAGUAGUGUGCCUUCAUCACGAACUUCAACAAAAGGAGGAACUGUUUCAUCAUUUACGAGGACUAAGAAUCCUCAUGUGGGAGGGAGCAAGAAUGUGGCUCCUAAAUCCUUGCACAUGUCUCUUCAUUUGGAACCAUCAAGUUCUAACCCAGCUCCUCUUGCCACAAGUAGAAAAUCUCUCAUCAUGGAAAGAAUGGGGGAUAAGGAUAUUGUCAAACGAGCAUUUAAGACAUUUCUGAGUAAUUACAGCCAACUCAAAUCCCCGAGUCAAGAAAAAUCUGCAACACAAAAACAGGUACCUGCAAAGGGGACAGAACCUAAAGUUUCCCCCUCGAUGAUUCUACGAAAAGAGAAUAGAGGGUCUGUUAGAGCAAGUGAAAUGGAGAAAAAGAAUGCCAAGGCUGCCCCAUCCACCUUUGGCUUGAAAAGUGAUGAAAGGGCAGAGAAAAGGAAAGAGUUCUUAAAGAAGUUGGAAGAAAAAUCCAAUGCUAGAGAGGCAGAGAGAACACGCCUUCAGACCAAAUCCAAGGAGGACAGAGAAGCAGAGAUCAAAAAAUUGAGACAGAGUCUUAAUUUCAAAGCCACACCACUGCCAGGUUUUUAUCUUGGACAAAGUCUAUCAAAGAGCCAUAUAGAUAAGGAUACCAAGAAUCACAAGCAUCAGUGACCUGAAGCCCCACUGAAUUGUGUGGUUCUCCUACCAAUAUUCAGGAAAAGAGAUGAAAGACGUAUGCCACAGACAAAAUGUUUCAAGUGGCAUGCAAACAGUACACCCACUUCAGAGGCCAUAUUAGAUCAGGGGACUUGAAACGUACAUAUGAAAGCGUUGCCUUUCAACGAGGACCUUGAUAUCAUAUUAUUUCUAGGACAUCAGCAACCAGUCAUUGUUGAGUUUCAUGCCGUAUGCUUGAAUUGCUGCAAAAUACUUGAGUAUCUAUCUUUUAGUUGGGUAAUGUACAUUAAAUAUGUUGUAGGAAAUGUAGAAUAGAAUGGAGCUCCGAUACAUUUCCUCUAUGAACAUUAAAAGCCGCCGCCUCUCCUUACCACGUAUAAGAGGGAGAAGGAAAAUUGUGUAGGAAUCUGUUCGAUCGUAUAUACUUUCAAAUGUCAGUAAAGAUGCGUCGUCUGCUGUAAUUGUAUCGUUACAUUUAUGAUUCCAAUACAGUUGAUAGUUCCCA